AUGCGACCUUUGCAAACUUUGAUAUUUAUUAUAUUUUUUAGAGCUCUUCAAUGUAUAAAUCUGAGGAUCGAGGAAUUCUAUGCCAAAUCUUUUGUGCCCGAUGAUAUCUAUGUGGCCUAUGACAUUGAACAUUUUGAGGGAAUUAGCUUUAAUCUAACAGUUCAAGUUCCUUUUCCAGGCAAGCUCCUUGUGCAUAUUUUCGUGCGGAAGCUUUCCGAUAAAGUGGGUGGAUCCGAUCAAGUAGAUCUGAUCCGAUUCAAAAACCAAGAUCUCUGCAAGCUUCUCGAUGCCCUACGCAAUAUCACUCUGGAGGAGAUAGCAGGCGAAAGUCUUUUGCCCUCCACCUUCGUAGUCUCAUGUCCUUUGGUUCCAGGGUUUUACUACGUGCAAAAUAGCACAAUUAAUGCCAAGCUGGUUCCCUUUCGAAUACCCGAUGGAAGAUAUUUAGUACUUUUUGAGCUGAUACAAGUCUAUGAGGAGGUUAUCAAACUAGUUUCCUGCAGGAUUAAGUUUGCCUUGAAGACCCCACCUGGAUAUAAAGAACCACCGGGUACUAAAAGCAGCGAGGAACGGGAUGAAACAGCUAAAGGGCCUGAAUUAGAAAAUGAUAAUCCAAGUUCAGAGGACCGAACCUAUUGAAGACAACUAUGAAGCUUCAAUCGA
Molecule: messenger RNA, 663 nt
Organism: Drosophila gunungcola (fruit fly)
Lineage: Eukaryota; Metazoa; Arthropoda; Insecta; Diptera; Drosophilidae
Exons: 2
Coding region: 1-639 (212 amino acids)
Source: RefSeq, a predicted model, not a curated record